This is a messenger RNA of Psilocybe cubensis, 1743 nucleotides long. RefSeq lists its product as uncharacterized. NCBI's taxonomy places the organism in Eukaryota, Fungi, Basidiomycota, Agaricomycetes, Agaricales, Agrocybaceae. The record is from RefSeq and is a predicted model, not a curated record. Gene Ontology annotation, cellular component: endoplasmic reticulum membrane. Bases 1 to 1743 code for a protein of 580 amino acids. Gene Ontology annotation, biological process: dolichol-linked oligosaccharide biosynthetic process; glycolipid translocation. The transcript is spliced from 5 exons.
AUGUCAUCGUCAUCUCUGGUCUCCUCAUUAAUGGCUCUCCAGCUGCUCUCGCGUGGUGCCACUUUCCUACUGAACCAAGCCCUUUUCCGGCUAGCGUCACCUGCUGCAUUUGGUGCUGCUUCGAUUCAGCUUGAACUCCUCCUCGGAACCAUCCUAUUUCUUUCGCGCGAAGGUGUGCGCGGUGCACUGUUGCGUCGCGGGAAUGCAUCAAAUAAAGAGAAAAUUAAAAGGACAGACCCAAGCACGACUAUGAACCUGGCUUUCCUUCCCCUCAUCGCUGGCAUUCCGCUUGCCCUGUUCACAACACUACUAUACACCACAUACACGGCUAGUCAAGAAAUACGUGCGCAACCCCAUUUUAAGACAGCGGUCGCACUAUAUGCAGGUGCAGCAGUUGUCGAGUUGUUGAGCGAGCCCUUCUAUAAUGUUGCCAUGACGGAGCUCAAGACUGGCGUUCGUUUACGCGCAGAAGGACUUGGUAUCACCGCAAAAAGCAUCACCACCUUUCUCGUCCUGUUCUAUGACGCAACCACAGGGAGCGGAUCAUUAGCUCUUCCCGCAUUCGCAUUUGGCCAGUUAGCAUACGCUCUCGUCUUACUUGGGGUAUACGCAGUGUAUUUUGGACCGGGCCGCUUGAUUCCUAAAACACAGACAUCUUCAGAAUCAAGGUCUAGAUCCACGCUAUUUAACUACAUCGACACUGAAACGCUGCGCCUCUCCUACACGAUGACGCUACAAUCUCUCGUCAAACACGUUCUCACCGAAGGCGACAAGCUCGUUCUGUCGUACUUCAGUCCUCUGCAGGAUCAGGGUGGCUACGCUAUUGCUGUUAAUUAUGGUUCUCUGAUCGCCCGCAUCGUAUUCCAGCCAAUCGAAGAAACUGUUCGUGUAUUCUUCUCCAAAAAUUUUGGAUCCUCAUCCCCCUUUCCAUCCUCGACACUCCGUUCCGCAUCCAAAACCCUGCACACCCUCCUCUCCCUUCAACUGACCCUCUCCUCUAUUUUCCUUGUCUUCGCCUCCACAUACGCGCCUUUGCUCCUCCCGCUGCUUCUCCCUCCCGCGUACCAUGCGACCAGCGCACCACGCGUCCUCGCUGCGUGGGUCUGGUAUAUCCCCGUUCUGGCGGUCAAUGGAGGCUUGGAGGCAUUCAUGGCAAGCGUGGCGAGUGCUCAGGAAUUAAACUCGCAGAGUAGAUGGAUGGUCGCAUUUUCUUUCCUUUACAUCCUCUCCGCUAUCACGCUCUACCGCACAGGAUUUGGCGACACAGCACUUGUGUACGCCAACAUCCUCAACCUGUCUGCACGCAUCGUGUACACACUCAGAUUUGCCUCACGCUUUUUCGACGCUCAGGAGUCUGCUUCUAUAGCAGCCUCAAAAUCAACACCUACCUCUAAAUAUGACACACCAUCAGUAACACCUAGUCCUUCAAGCCAGACACAAGCGCAGCUAUUCAACUGGCGAACCACACUUCCACCCCUCUCCCUCCUAACAGUCCUCGCGAUCUCUGCGGUGGUCAUCCGGCUCAGCGCCAGGCGUCUUGGGCUCGACAUCAGCGUAAGCUCAAGGUCAAAUUCUCUUCCGGGAGGAAAGCUUGCACUCCUCCUGAGCCCACCUGUCCUUAUACACAUUGCACUCGGUGGGGCACUCGGACUCCUAUGUCUGUUCACGUGGUGGCGAAGCACGGGGCGGGAUCUCGUUGCUUCCUUCACGGAUGCAAGAAAAGUGAAGUCAAAAGCUGCCUAA